This is a messenger RNA of Opisthorchis viverrini, 2201 nucleotides long. RefSeq lists its product as hypothetical. Gene Ontology annotation, cellular component: transcription factor TFIIIB complex; transcription preinitiation complex; nucleus. NCBI's taxonomy places the organism in Eukaryota, Metazoa, Platyhelminthes, Trematoda, Opisthorchiida, Opisthorchiidae. Gene Ontology annotation, molecular function: TBP-class protein binding; RNA polymerase III general transcription initiation factor activity; RNA polymerase III type 3 promoter sequence-specific DNA binding. The coding region runs from base 1 to 2103 and encodes 700 amino acids. The transcript is spliced from 9 exons. The record is from RefSeq and is a predicted model, not a curated record. Gene Ontology annotation, biological process: DNA-templated transcription initiation; transcription by RNA polymerase III; transcription preinitiation complex assembly.
AUGCGCUGCACUCACUGUGGUGGCACUAGUUUCGACGAGGAUCGUGCUCGGGCCGAUCUGGUAUGUCUUGACUGUGGAAUGGUCUUGAGCGAAAACGUGAUAUGUUCGGAAGUAGAAUUUGUGGAAACUAGCGCAGGUGUAUCGGCUGCUGUUGGCCGUUUUGUUUCGGAUGAAAGUCAGGCGAUCGGACGGGAGUCGCGACAGGUGACGGAGAAUAGAGCCCGUCGACGAAUUGACACAAUCUGUGGGCAUCUACGAUUGGGCAAUGAUAUAGCCACUUCUGCUUUCCGCUUCUACCAGAGUGCUCUUUUCAGAGGGAUUACACGUGGACGAGGUGCUCUCCAGGUGGCAGCAAGUUGUGUCUAUCUGGCCGCACGUCAACUCCGUGUUAAUCUGAUGCUGUUGGAUCUCAGCGAUGCGGUUGGAAUCAAUGUCUACGUUUUGGGACACUGCUAUACGGAAUUGAGACGCCGAUUGCAUCUGUCUAUUCCCGAAAUGGAAUUAACUUCAUAUGAUUUCAAGUCUGAUCCUUUGUUCUCCACAGACCCCUGUCUCUACAUUGAGCGGUUCGCGAGUCAGUUGGAAUUUGGCGACAAAAUGCCCGUCGUUGCCACCACUGCGAUGCGUUUGCUUCAGCGGAUGAAAAAGGACUGGCUGACGACCGGUCGUCGACCAAGCGGUCUGGCCGCCGCUGCCCUCCUGGUCGCUGCGCGCAUACACGAAUUUAACCGCAACGAGGAGGAUGUGGCCCGGAUAGUAUUGAUUUUUUGCUCUGUUGCUCCUGAAGCUCGAAUUAGCCAACAAACAGCACGGAAACGUUUGGAGGAAUUCGGAAGGACACCAACUUCGGCUUUGAGUAUCGAGGAUUUCUUCACUGUGGACUACGAGGAGGAACAGGAUCCACCAGCUUUCACAUCUGCACGGAAAUCGGAUGAGUCUGUGAAGGAACUCGAUGAGGCAUCAUUCGCUCGAAUCUCAGCGGAAAUCAACGAACUGGAGCGACGAAUCGAUGUUGAACUGCAAUCGCUCAUUGACAAACGUUCGUCUCGCAAACUGCGCAUGAAACUGGAAGAGAUGGAGGUUGGUCACUCAAAGGGUAUCGAUCACUUGUUGUACCCCAUAUCGGAGUCGAACGAUCAACCUGACCAGACCGCAACUUCCACACUAGACCAGAGUUCACCCAAGGCAUCAGCCGACGAAGACACUACGGCCACUGCCAGCACCGACCCGACUCCUACUCGUAGUAUUCUACGGGAUGUUCUAGAUGGCAUUGUAGAACCUUCCCUGUUGGACAGUUGCGUGGAGGAUCUUCGAAUUUUGACAGAACACUCGGGCGCCGAAGUUUGCGAGCUUCUCAGUCAAGCCGAGGCUCAGCAAGAUUUGGUUGAUCAAAAUCCGGAAUCUUUGGACCCGGACUCGAAGUUGAAUGGAGAAUCCGAGCCGACGAGCGAGGAGAAACCGAAUGGAAAGCAUCUCGAAAAGUUGAGACGAGCUGAAGAGGAUGCCAAGAAUCCUCCGAAGAAGCGGGCUCGUAGAACUGGCAGUCAGCGACAACCUCGGCCGAUGAACCGAUACGGCAGUCGAGAGAAGUUCGAGGUCGUGUCUGAGGAGUCGGAGGACAAACCAUUCUCCCGAAAGAUCAACUAUGAGGCUCUGGAAGCUCUUGUGGGCGGGACAUCGGGGACACAGACACUGGCUUCCAUCGAGCCAACUUCCGUCUCCAUACCGUCCGAGCCUUCUGGUCCAAUCAGACCAGGCCCUUUGUUGGCCUCAACCUUAGAUUUGGAACCCAGUACAUCUGCGCCCAGUGUUCUCAAAGAACCGGAAAAACCAUCGGGAACAGCACCCGGAAAGAAAGUCACGUUCUCCGACAGUGUCAUCUCUUCGUCCUUCAGCUCAGAAAUCAUUUCUAAGGAUCCUCAACCUCAACCUACUGCUGGCCCUUCUUCAACCACAGAUACUCCUCAGGAACCAGCAAAUCCUGUAGUCCCGACGAACGAGGACGAAGAGGAGGAGGAAGAAGUCGAAGACGGUGCGUUGGAUGAUUACUACCAGGACGACGAGGAUGAACUCAGCUGGCAACAGGGUGAUGAGCUGUGGUAGCACUCUUUUUAUUUGCAUUUGUCUUUGUCUUCUUCAUAACAGCAUAUUGCUUAAUUCCCUUCUUUCUUGUAAAUAUGAAUAAAUGUCAAGUACCUUGC